Lecanosticta acicola is the source of this 1452-nucleotide messenger RNA. The record is from the annotation of a GenBank genome assembly. Lineage: Eukaryota; Fungi; Ascomycota; Dothideomycetes; Mycosphaerellales; Mycosphaerellaceae.
AUGUUCAGCAAGUCUGCCGUCAUCGCAGUCAUGCAUUCGGCUCGAAAGCGACAUAACAAGAACACUCCUGGAGAUCAGGUUGAUCCUGGUCUCACUCAGAGCGACCGGCCGGAUGACGGCGACACCCACACAGCGACAGGAAGUACAUUGCAAACGCGAGUCCGGAAGAUUUUCAAGCGUCUUUUUCGAAGUAGAAAUGUCAAAAGCUCCUCGGAAGGGUUGUUGCUGGAAGAAGACCUCGUUGAAGCGCUCCAAAAUGGCUUUGUCCUGAGACGCAAGGCUCAAGACCAAAAUCGGCAGUUGGAGGUCAAUAUCAAAGCCUUGGACGAAACCAUUGAAAGAACCGCCGAGAGCAAGCUCAAAUCAGAGCAGAGACUUGAGGCAUUGGAGGCCAAUUCUUCCGAAAACGCCCAGCAACAGCUUCCCACGGCUCGGCAGCACUUGGAGUCUGUAAGCACGUUUGCUCGAGGGCUUGAAGUGCACAAAUACAAGCAAGAACGAAAGCUGAUGCGCUCUAAGGAGCGUGAGCAGGGAAUCAAGGCCAAAAUCUCCGCAGCUCUUGAAGAAGCUUUCGAGCAUGGUGGUGCGCUUGCACAGGUCGAUGAAGUCGACCCUACCGUGGAGUUCGAUUUGCAGGAGUUUCUCGAUUCGGCUGCGACGGUACUCGCCAUUCCAGAACUUGCAGACGAGCCGGCUCCAGCUAAUGACCCAGAGUUUCAGCCUGGUCCAGACGCUGGGCCGGAGCCAAAGCCAGAACGGGAAGAGGAAGAGUCUUCGCAGGACAACGAUCUCGAGAGUGUGCGCAACGAUCCCACGGAGGAGGAACUACUCCGGACAUACGCAACCAUGAAGACGUAUGCUCGUCUCGCAGAAGUGGAAUUCGACAUGCGGCAUGAUGUCUUCGAGGAAGAGCGCGAGGAAAACGAUCGAGCCGAAGAAUGCGGAGAGGAUUUUGAAUCGGCUCUGGCGCUGGACUUGCGGCACUUGCAAGUGACACAACGACUCACGCGUGCUGUUGCAUUGGCCGAGGAAGACCUCAUGCGAGCCAAGCAGGCGGUGCUUGCCGCAGACAUCGCUGUUCCCGGCUCUGACUUGGAGUCUGGAUUCAAAGACGAUGUCAACGACGGCUACCGAGUGAGCUUGGAGCAGGAGAUGAUGGAUAAGUCCGUCGACAAGCCGCGACUGCGCAAGUGGCUAGCCGGUAUACCCGACUUCCAAGUAGGGGCCGGAGACAGCGUCCCGGAGAAGCUCUUAGCAGAUGAAGCCGCCUUCCAAGACUGGGACGCAGCAUCAGUCGAGAUCUGGGAGAGCGUGAGCCUCGUUGCAGAAGGUUCUGAUAGGCGGCGGAUCGAUCAGUGGAGAGAGCUGGCUAGCUCGAGGAACGCCGUGUCCGUGUCAGCGCCACCAGCCUUGUACAUUGCAGCAUCGACCGACGAAAAUCACGCUCCAUAG